AAAAAAGAGAAAAAAGAAACGCUUCAUUUCAACUCUGUAUUUCUCAAAAUCUCAACUUUACUAUCCCUUUUUUAGAAAAAAAAAGAAAAGAGAGUGAAAUAAUGAGCGACAGGGAUUUCAGAAAGUGUGUUACGCCUUGCUCCCGUUUCAUCACAAGAGGAGACGGACACGCCUUCUGUGUGAAGUGUUUGGGCGUAGAGCAUGCUACAGCAGCCCUCGAGGGGUCUGACUGUCAGCACUGUGAGCAUUUCACUAUUAGGCAACUAUGCUCUCGACUCACUCUCUUCUCGUCCGAAGGGAGUUGGGUUUCAGAGCCUCGCGGAUCUGGGCCGGUUGCUGCCGAGGCAGCCAGCCAGCUAGCUACGGUCGUAAGGAUUCUCGUAUGGAUUUGGAAGAGGAGCCGGAGACGAGCGCUGCUCUAUCUCUUGCUCUGUCUUCCAGGUCUGGCUCUACGCCUGACUUUAGAGCUCACCUCGCGACUCCUCCUUCCCCUAUGGAAAGCCAAAACACCCUCGCUGACUCUGAGGACCCGGUAGAGGGUGCCAUUGCACCAAAAAUCAACAGCAGCUCUCAAGCAUAUAAAGAGCUGCUUGAGGUGAUUACUAGGGCAGUUGAAAAGUUUAAUAUAGACUGGCCCAGGGAAGAGGAAGUGGCUUGUAGCAGGCUGGAUGAGUGCUUCCUCUCCAGUGAAAAUAAAUAUAAAGCUCCCUCACACUGCAGAAAACUCCCCCUUUUUCCAGAAGUGCAUGAUGAGAUAUCAUGCUUCUAUAGAACACCAUACACUAGCCGUGUUUAUAACCCCGCAGCAUCCGAUUACUCAGCUGUCUUUGGGAGUGAGCAGUACGGCUAUUUAGCAAUGCCAAAGGUGGAGGAGGUGCUUGCGAGCCACCUCUUUCCAUCAACGGCAGGUAAUUUAGGAAGGCCAACUUUACCCUCUAAGCCAUGUAAGGCCACCUCGGCGUUGGUGGGCAAAGCCUAUAUGGCAGUGGGUCUUGCUUGUGGGUCCCUGCCUACAAUCAACCUCUCAGGAAUGGGGGACAAAGAUAAGGUCUCCUUGCUGAACACCCCUGUUAAACCUUCCGGCCUGUUUGGGGGCGCGGUCAAUGCCAUCGCCGACAUGUUUAGUGAGGCAAAACAGCAAACGGCGACAUUCAGCCAGUUCCUUCCCCAUCGUGUCGAGUUUGCACGGGCCUCCAUGAGUGGAGCCCGGGCCAGCGCUAAUGCGAGGGAGACACAGAAGACGAAUGUUGCAGGCGCCUCCCCCCGCAGAAAGCCAGUGGGACCGGGUGCCCACAGCCACAGCCUGCAAAGAGGCCUGAUCUAAAAAUGAUCAUAAAAACAAAGCAUGCAAGGAAGGAACGGUCCUGAUGGACCACAGAGAGAUGUAUCAGGUGUCAUGAGAAUGCUAGGGCAGUUAGCCCCAGUGCUACUGUAGGGCCAGUCUUCUCUGGUCAGCGAGCUGUCACAGGACGACGGAAAUUUGAUGCUUUCCCUCCAACAAAAUGUGGAAAAGGUAACGUCACUGAAAGACUAUUUGGUAGCAUGGAAACUACUGCCAAAUGUGUCACCAUGGGUUCUGUCUACCAUAGAAAAGGGUUACCGGGUCCAGUUCAGAGCUCGACCCCCCCCCGGUCGAGAUGCCUAGAGAUGCGGGCCAUAUUCCUAGCACUGAAAUUUAUUCCUCAGUUGAGAGGUCACCAUGUGCUAGUUGUGUCAGACAACACAGCGGUGGCCUCAUAUGUCAACCACCAUGGAUGGUUACAUUCAGGCCUCUGUUCAGGCAGGCACAACUAAUCCUUCUCUGGGCAGAGAGAAAGUUCUUGUCAGUGAGUGCAUUGUACAUUCCGGGCAGCCAGAAUGUAGUGGCAGACAUCCUGUCGAGGCAGGGACUAAGGCCCGGGGGUUGGAGGCUCCAUCCACAAGUGGUGGAGUCCAUAUGGCAGAGGUUCGGACAAGCGGAAGUGGAUGUGUUCGCCUCCGAGGAGACGACACACUGCCCGCUGUGGUUUGCCCUCACUCCUCCUGCACCAUUGGUGCUGGAUGUCAUGGUGCACACGUGGCCGAGGUUACGUCUAUAUGUUUUCCCCCGAUCGCUCUGCUGCCACAAGUUCUAGGGAGAGUUCGCCAAGACCGUCUACAUCUGCUGCUAGUAGCACCUUAUUGGCCAGCUCGAAUAUGGUUCUCAGAGAUAAUUUCCCUGCACGACGGCACUCCUUGGGAGAUUCCCAUCCGCAGGGAUGUACUGUCUCAAGCCGGAGGGCUGAUUUAUCACCCUAGGCCAGAACUAUGGAAACUGUGGGCCUGGCCCCUGAGGGGCACCAGCUCAUAGAUUCUGGUCUCAUAAUUGAGGUUGUAGAGACCAUGUUAAAUGCUAGAGCACCAUCCACAAGGAAAUUGUAUGUGCUCAAGUGGCGGCUUUUUGUUUUGUGGUCUGAGGAACGUCAGCAAAUACCUUCCUGGGACCUUUCUGUGGUCUUGGAAGGUCUGUCAGGUGCCCCAUUUGAGCCCUUAGAGUCAGCCUCUAAGAAGCUCCUGACUCUAAAGGUAGCUCUUCUACUGGCCCUGACAUCUCUCAAGCUAGUGGGAGAUCUACAAGCUCUCUCUGUUGCCCCUUCCUGCCUUGACUUUGCACCUGGACUAGCCAAGGCCUUCCUGUAUCCUAUGCCGGAUUAUAUUUCUAAAGUGCCUACAUCCGCUGUCCACCCUGUGGUGUUGCAGGUCUUCUACCCUCCUCCGUUUCUCACACCGGAACAAGAGAGGAUGCACCUGCUGUGUCCAGUAAGGGCUCUCUGUACUUACGUCCACCGCUCCGGCCAGUGGUGGAGCAGCUGCUGGUCUGCUUUGGCGGCGACAGUAAAGGUGAUACUGUGUCAAAGCAGCGCAUCUCUAAUUGGAUAGUGGAAGCAAUCUCUAUGGCUUAUGAGGCGCGCGGUCUUGCAAUGCCUCUGGGCAUAAGAGCUCAUUCCAUUAGGGCGGUCGCCUCCUAGAAGGCUUUGUCCAAAGGGGUAUCCUUACACGAUGUGUGUGCUGAUGCAGGAUGGUCUACACAAUACACAUUCAUUCGUUAUUACAGCCUGAAUAUUCAUUCGACCCUUGGUUCAAGUGUCUUGCAGUGACCCUCGGGCUUGGGUCCUUUUGAACAGGGCGUACCCUCAGUAUGACGGAGUGGGUAUUCUCGUUCCCAUAUUGUUAUGCUAAAUGCAACGUCGAAGUUUCCUUUGAAAGGGAACGUCGGGGUUACGCAUGUAAUCCUGUUCCCUGAGUAGGGAAUGAGACGUUGCAUAGCUUUGUCAUACCAGGGCAGGCCUGUGAAUUGCGUCUUCGCUUCAGAUAAAAGAGGCUGGCAGCGUGGUUCACAGCUGCCAUAUAUAUAUAUAUAUAUCAUGUGACGCGCUUAAUUGCCACGUCACCUGAUCAUGGCACGUCUAUAAGUAGAGGUAUGAUUUUACACAAGCUUCAGAGAAAUCUCUGUGCACAAGGGACAAGCGUGAAAAUCAAUAUUGCAUGUCUGUGAUCUUCGCGCCCUCAGGUGGUACUGUAUUAAAAGCAGGCAUGGUUCUGUAAUGGAAAUCACCGCUUGGGCUCAAAAACGCCCCCUAAACUCAUUGUGAAUUUGAUCAAAUUAAGUUGGAUGUUUACUUAAUAUUGUAGUACUUAGUAUCGUUUUUAUAUUAAACUUAAUAGGUGUAAUUUUUUGUGACAUAAAGCUAAAUCUUAACACAUGGUUUUGUAUUUAAAUAAACAAUUUGUAAACUGUUGCUAGUUAAAAUUCGUAUGUAUAAAGGUUGAAAGAUUAUUCCAAAAAAUAUAUGUAUUUGUACAUAAAUUCAGGCUGAAUCAAUGGUCUGCACAGUCUACAUCCAACUGUGACCUUAGGAAUAAGUUCAUGAAGAGAAACAUAUCUUUCUACAAACUCGGGAGGUGAAUUAUUAUUGAGAUUUGGCUCAAAAGCUACUUGUACUGGCGUGCUUGUUGUUUUUAUGGUCUGCUUAUACAACUACUUUUCAGUGUGUUUGCACAGUAUUCAACCAAAGACCACAUUUUGAUUAAACUUAAUAAUUGAUUAAACAAUAUAACAUGUGGCGGCAUGCUGCCAGCCAGUUAAACCCCACAGGUGAACAGGAAGUUGGGUUAUAUCCGCCUGUCAUCUGUACACAGCACGGCUGGCAGGCAUAUCGUUGGAGGAUGUGGGUACAGACACCCCUUUAAAAGGUAAGAGUUUUUCCAUAAUUUAAUCUUGAAAAUGUGUCUAAUUAUAACUAGAGUAAAUGUUUGCUUUUCAAGAAUUAAUUCUUUUCAACAGAUUGUUUGUUACGAGCUAGGUCUCGCAUGAUCUCAUGCACUUCACCCGCAGUGUCUAUAGCUAUGGAUGAAAGGUUAAUAUUAUAUAUUAUAUAUAUCAAUACAUUUACUUACCACAAAUGUAACUGUAUGUUCCCAGUUGUCACGGAGACAGUGAAUGAACCUGCGACGUUCUAAAUAAUAAAAUUUACUAAAAUAUGAGAACAACAAUCCUUAACCUACGAUAUGAACGCAAACACUUAAAACAAUCAAAAGUAAAUUUAGCUACAAACCUCCUAUAAACUAAUCUUAUACACAAACGCACAUGAACAGCAUAUACACACAUGACUUAACUGUACAUUAAAUAAACUACGAAUAAAAUACAAAUCUUAAACUGUAGUAAAUCUGACUUAUCAAACUGUACACUAUAUAACUAAUAUAAAUACUAUAUAUGGUAAUAACAACCUUCCAGCAAACACAAACACGCUUUUGACGAAGUCAAGCGAACCCCGCCGUUGAAAUGAAAGCUAGUUAGUCGAACAGAGGCUUGAUCAUGACGAAAAAAAUCAUCGACUUCGAAUAUAUGUAGAAAAGAAGCUUGAACAAUGUUAACAUUCUUGAAAUGCUAUAUUACUUUGAAAUUAUGCGAAAAAAAAUGAUUAAUGAAGUUACUGCUGUGUAAUUCCAAAGAAAUACAUCUAGAUGUAAUUGUUCAUUGUUCACUAACAUUUAAUGUUUAUUUCAUUUUUUACAGGAAUACGAAAUCUCUUGCAUACGAAACUGCACAUACGAAACCAAAACAUACGAAGCUAAGCAUGCGCAUGCGCAGAUAUUGUCCCUAAACCAUGUUGGAUUUCAUUGUAUAGGCUACAUCUUGAACUGGUGGGAGCUGAGAGUUGCCCCUCCCCCACAGGGAAAACAUCUUCCCGCUGGAGUUCAUUCUCUCUCUCUCACAGCCUCAUGUGAGUGCAGCCGGAGCAGCAGAGCCAGGCACCAACUCAAGGCAAGUGAUGUUUUUUUCUCUUUAUCUUUACACAUAGUUAUAAAUCUGUUAGGUAGUUUAAUUAAAUUAAAUCAUUAAACAGCGCUUCAGCUAUACGGUUUAAAGAGAAGACAGUUAACUAGUGGUUACCCCUAAGAUUAAAUCUACCGAAAGUUAUUUAAGCUGUGAUGUAGAGAGUAGAUAUUUCUUUUGAGUAAAAUCUAACAUGUUAAAGUUCAAGGUUCAAGGUUUACUUCUUCCUGUGGACCUUUUUGUUUUUAUUUUUACACCCAUUUCCCCACAAAAAUGUUAGCUUUCUAGCUAGCACGCUACUGAACAGAUUAGUUUAGUUUAGCACAGCAUGAAUUAUAGCUAACAUGAGCUUAAAAUGGACAUUUCGUCUUUAAAUCACAGCAUUUUGCCUAAACUUGUAAAUAGCCGUUUUUUUUGUAUGCUUUUUACAUAUUAACACUAGCUUGCUGCUAGCUGAAAUUCAGUCGGUUAUUUACACAAGAUGACGAUGUCUGUCUUACCUCAGGGGCUACAAGCGCGUUACAGCUGCCGCUUUCUGAGAGAAGUGUUUUAUGUGGCUGUGAAGUUGUUUGUCAUCAGAAUGAUCGUUUUAACUGUUUAACAGAGAAGGUUUUCUUAUAAAAGACAUUAAAUCAGCUCUUCACUUUAUUGCUGUGUGCCUCAGUGUGUUAAUUCUGAGGGGUAUAAUUCAGAAAAAAACUGUUUUUCCAUGUGUUUCCAGUCCUACACACAUCACUAGAGUGAGGUGGACAUUCACCCUACUCCACAGGAUAACCAGACAUUCAAUGGCCUAGAUGGCACUGGAGUUUUCACAGAGCUGGACUCGUUCCUGGUGUCCACCCCUGUGCCUUCUGUGUGAGUACUAUGUGGUAUUUUUGUGAAUAUUCAUAGGUCAGAUGCAUGACAGUUUGUCACAAAGAUGUAUUCCGUUUUUGAUAAAUAUUUUGUUCAUAUUUCAGCUCAAUGUUUGUUCAUAUUGCAGCCCUUACCACCAAAACUCUGAGUUAGAGGAUCUGAAUGUGUCACAGGUCUGAAUUUGGUGUUGCAGGAAGCUAUUUUCUUCUAAUCUCUAUACUUUAAAAUUAUACUUUUUUAACUUUUACAACGUUUAAAAAUAUCACUGAUACUACUUUAGAUAAAACAAUCGUAAUUUUGUGCUGUCGCUGAGUUUAUCAGAUCUUACAAACAUCCAUGACUAGCUUGUAGCGCGCUAGCAUCACCUUGCCGCUAGCCUGGUUUACAUUUCACAUUUAUCUCAUUUACUGCUGUUUUAAAGGUGAAUAUGUCGCUUGUUUAUCUGCUUUUGAGUGUGGUUGAGGAUUCGCUCCAUUUGCAUAUGGUACUGUUGGAAUUGGAGGCCGUGGAGAAACAGAUCCGCGGCCUACUCGACAAGCGGGCCAGGUUGCACAAGCGAAGAACUGCACUGGAAACAGCUUGUACUACCACAUACAAAUCCAAGUGCCGACACCUCACAGACCUUGGGUGCACCAGCAGUGGAAGGUGCAGGACAGACCCCAAGUGUGGAUCUCUCCCUCUCCACCACCCCCAGUCUUAGAAAUUCCAACCAGGAACCGCUUCGCCCCCUCCAUCAGACCAGACCAAAUGCUGUGAUCGUCAGGGACUCCAUUGUGCGGAACGUCUGCGUUGCGUCAUCUAAGGGUAAGGUGCGCACACAUUGUUUCUCUGGUGCUUGUGUCCUUGAUGUCACAGGUACCAGGGAUCCUGAAGAAGGACGUGAGCAUUGGAGCGGUCGUGCUGCACGUGGGGGCAAACAACAUCAGGCUGCGGCAGACGGAGGUUCUGAAGAGGGACUUCGCCAGCCUGAUUGAGACGGUACGAAGCAGAUCACCCACCAUGUAGAUCAUCGUCUCUGGACCUCUUCCCACACACAGACGUGGAACUGAAAACAAAUUGUUGAGGCCCCCCUGGCGGCCCCCACUUUGAAAACCACUGGUGUAAUGAACACUAUCUGCUGUUUGUUAAUAACUGGAAUCUGUUCUGGGAGUAUCCUCGGUUGUUUCGUCCUGAUGGCUGGCACCCCAGCAGCCUCGGAGCGGAACUGCUGUCAGACAGCAUCUCCAAGGCACUACACUCCAAGUGACUGCCUACCGAAUUUCAGCAUUGGACUCAUUUCCAUCUUUUUUGGCCUCUCCUUCACUUACUGUUUGGAAGUCACUGCUUGCAUCUGAUUCGGCAACUGUCAUUCUGUAUUUCUGUUUCAUUGCUUACAUUUUGAACCCUUAGCAAUAAGUUUUUCCAUUUGUGUAUUCAAGUUUGUUUUUCCUUGAUUUAAUGUGCUUGUGUGGGAAUUUGCUGUGUGACAAUUAUUUUUCAUAUGGGAGUAUGCAAAGACUGCUGCUUAUAAACAGUGUGUCAUUAAUUACAGUUUUUAAUUAGUUAAUAUAUAACUGCACAAUGGUGGAUUCUUUCACUAUUGCAUGAAUAGGUGCACUGUGACGUAGAUUAUGAAGCACACAUUAGAUUGACAGUAUUUAAAUGCCAUAGUAGUUGUGGGGAAAAUAAUUUAAUGAACAAAAAUGACAAGGUGUCAUAUUUUUAUUCAUUUUAAAUACAAUAGAAUUAUUAUAGUAUAAAUAUAAACAGGUUUAAUUGUAUUUCAAUAUAAAGGCCAUGUUUUACAGAAUAGAGUAGUUUCUAAACCAAUAUUAAGAAAAAUAUUGUUCCAUAGUAGCUAUUAAAUAUUUUUAUUAGUAAAACCAUAGCAACCACAAGUAUACAUGUGUUUUUUUUUUUUUUUUAACUAUGGAUGGUUUAUUUGCAAUAAAACCACAGUAAUGUCAAUCUCAAAAAAAAAAAAAAAAAGGUUUCUGCAUAAAGUCCAUUGUCAGAGAUGAUUUAAGGGAUGUUUUUAAGGAAUAACCACAUACCUUAAAGUUAAAUCCAUAGCGUUGUUUGCCAGUGAACGUUAUAAACCGGACCAAAUUUGGACGUCCUCCUAACAUCCAUCAGCGAGUGUUACAAAGCUGACCUAAGUGGACGUUCGCAACGUCUGGCGGACGUCCCCUGUUUGCUGGGAAGAUACUUUUUUUUUUUUUUCUGCCUUUUGUCAGUACAUAGCAAAAUCCUGUGUGUUAAAUUAACACUUCUACUAUAAUAUAGUACAGAGUAACACUGAAUCAUUGUUGCAGUUAAUUGGAUAAUUAAGUGAUUAAGUGAUCAUUGACCAUUAGUGAUAACACCUGCUGUUAACAAGCAGACUCACUGCGGGAAAGAUGAACAAGAACAGAAAAAAGAGAAGAGACAAAUGACUUACAGCCUUAGAUGAAAUCAACUGCAAAAAAAGAGCACAUUAAAUCUCUCAGGAUCUCACCAGAGGAUGAUUAAAAUUUCCAAAAACAGCAUUAGCACCUUCCCUUAGUUUUCCUUUUCUCUUAUACAUGUAUAAAAGUUCUUAUUGAGAAUUAACAAAUGUUUAGCUCUAGUUAAUGUUUUACUGUAAAUAAGUUUAGUUUGAAGUCACCAUUAUGGUUAGCGUUUUUUUUUGUUUGUUUGUUUGUUUUGUUCUGCACUUGACCCUGGACUUUUAUUAAAUUAAUUCUCUUUCAGCAAUUGCAGGAAUGUUUCCCUAAAAGCACUUGUGCAUUGGUGAAGAAAUAGAUUGACGAAUAAGCAAUUCAGCUGAAGAUGUCUGCUUUUAUGACAUUUAAAUGCCUAUAAUAAAAUCAUGAGGUUGAGGCAUUAAUGAUCUUUAAAAAAUGUUCUAUUAAACAAAUGCAGCUGCUGUGAUAGAAAAAUCACUGCAAUGCAUUGGCACAAGAUGAACAGGGAUGUUCUCUCAAAGACGGAACAUCAUCUUUUGUGUAAGAAUUUUUAACCGAACACAGAGGUACGCUUAAGGUACUUUACACAUAAAGUGAUAACACACUUAUAAUCAGUGACUAGACUUUGGAUGAGAUGAGAAUCAAGCCACUUCUUGAUGACUGACACCAUGAAUAAGCAGCCAACAUCACCUGAUCUCUUUUUAUCUCAGCAUUCUUUGCUACAACAAAUGUGUUUUAUAAACACACUGUUACAAUGGUCAGAGGAAAACUAACAUUAAAAAACAAGAGCCAAGGGAACACUAAUCAACAUAUGGUGACUUCAAACAAACUAUUAUUUUCAAUAUAACAUCAACAUUACCUAGAGUUAAACCCUUUGGUACAUGUUUGAAAGAACUAAAGCUAAACUAGUAAUAAGUACAGAUGGUAAUGCUGUUUUUGGAGUUGUUAAAUCAUUCUCUGAUAAGAGCUUGCGAAAUUUAAUGUGUUCUUUUAUUUGCAGGUGAUGUCAUCUAAGGCUGUGUGGCUGUCAGUUGUAGUUACUGUAUGUCUGCUCAUCUCUUCUCUUUUUUCUGUUCUUGUUAAUAUUUCCUUCAGUGGUUCUACUUGUUAACAGCAGGUGUCAUCACUCAUUGUCCAUCAUCACUUAAUUAUCUGCAACACUGCUUCAGUGUUGCUUUUUACUCUCUGUAGAAUAGACUUGUGUAGACACAGAGAAGUGUUAAUUUAACACAGGAUUUUGCUGUGUAGUCUCUGACCCAGCCUAAAUUUUGUCUUACUUGGCUCCAAAAUAAAAUCAUAUUUCUACCAAACCCAACAUUUACCAAAUAAAUGCUUCUACCACAUUUCUACCAAACCCAACAUUUACCAAAGAAAUGCUUUCAUUUAUAGAGCUGUCACACUAUCACUCAUGCACAACACACACUGUGCACACAAUAGCAUCUCUCUGUUGGAUCUCAAAAGAAUAAAUAUUAAAUAUUAACUUUUGCAUUCAUUGCACAUAUUUUUAAUCACAAAAUAAUGUUCUUCAUUGUUAUUAAAAGAAAACCUUCCCAGAAAAUGAGUAUAGUAAAAUGCAGCUUAAAGCACCCCAAAGCAACUCAAAGCUGCACUAUCAUAGUAGUACUGCACUAAUAUUUGCUGUAAUGAUUUGUCUGUAAAAGAAAAAUACUUAUUUUUUCCAGCAGCCCUUUUUGGGGGGUAAACUUGGGGGAAAAAAAACCCUUGAUGUUUUAAAGUCUUUUUCCUUUCUCCACAAGAUGGUGUAGUCGGUUAUUUUAUUGUGGGCCAAGUACUAGGACCCUGUUCACCUGCUCCAUUACUUUGCACAAUAAUAUAGAUUAUAACUUCUUCAAUAAUACAUACAUAGUACUUUUUAUAUGUAAUGCAUUGCCUUAAAAAAGAUGGUACAGAUUUGUGAUCUCAUUGCAGUGUUUCCAAUCUUUGGAGCUCCAGUAAUGAUUAUUCGAUCAAGCUGAUUAGUAUAAUUUUCAACUGAUCAUCAAUACAAUGCCUUGUUCCUCUUAAUGAAGAAAAUGUAAGUUGCAGUCGGGCUAUAAAUGCAAUUUCGUAAUAAUGUGUGACCUGUAAUAUAUUUGUCUCCAGCAUGGAGAACAAAUUCUGCUGCAAUGAAUAAAAUGGGCUCUGGACAAGUUAUUUUAUAAUGGGGGUGUUUGUGAAGGGAUAAUGUAAAUACUUCAUUUGCUUACACAGUUUCAUGUUUAAAUGACAACUAUAACCAUGAGAUUUUUGUUUUUGUUUUCAGGUUUAUGAAGCAGGAUAAUGAUAUUAAAAUCAUAUGUGUCAAAUGACAUUCAA
Ictalurus punctatus (channel catfish) is the source of this 10893-nucleotide messenger RNA. RefSeq lists its product as uncharacterized. The transcript is spliced from 6 exons. The record is from RefSeq and is a predicted model, not a curated record. The coding region runs from base 266 to 1324 and encodes 352 amino acids. NCBI's taxonomy places the organism in Eukaryota, Metazoa, Chordata, Actinopteri, Siluriformes, Ictaluridae.